Messenger RNA from Bursaphelenchus xylophilus (pine wood nematode), 1098 nucleotides. The record is from the annotation of a GenBank genome assembly. NCBI's taxonomy places the organism in Eukaryota, Metazoa, Nematoda, Chromadorea, Rhabditida, Aphelenchoididae.
AUGAAGACUGUCAUUACCCACCAUUCGAAUGGGACUCUUCCCACAAACGGUAUCCCAUUGCUUCUACAAAUGGAGAGUUGGCAGAUUCGCUACAUCCAAUAUAUCGAAUAUCUGACGUUGUUUUUGUGUUCCCUUCCCGCUUUGAUUAUCGAGAUUAUGAAUUUCAAAGUUGCGGUGAGGCGGAAAGAGAAAGCCAAACCCCCGAAAGUGGUAAUUAUUCACAUGGCAACGUGGGUUGGAAACUUGUCGGCGAUUGUGGUUUACGCGUUUUAUGUUGUGAUUAUAUGGCGGCCAUAUCCAGGUAGGGUAUUUUGGCAUCCAUUUUGGUUACUUGUCGUGAAUUGGGGGAAAUGACGAUUUCCAUCAGGCAUAAGCUCCAGUUUUCCUUUUCUUUCAGUCCGAAUCCAUUCCAACGGUUGGAUUAUGUACUUCCUUGGCACUGGCGUGUAUGACGGAAUUGCAAUUUCCGGAAUGUGUAUUGCCUUAAUGAUCCUAGAUCGGACAAUUUUGCUGGUGAAUCCAAAUUAUCUUGAUGUCACCCGACUUCCCAAGAUCUUUUAUCGAAUUUGGGUGGCUUUUGUUGUAGUCGUGUUGCUCGGAACUGGCAUUUUCGAAUUCCCUCUUGAAUGGGAUAGCUGUAAGUUGGGCCCAGAAGAGAUUUUGAGGUUUUAUGUUCCAGCAAGUUUGACUUUUUACGAAUUCGUUCCGGAGUACCAUAUGUGGGCCCUAAUGGCUGGCCGGGUUCUUAUUGGGAUCGUGAAUUUGUGCCUCUUUCUCCGUCUCGUCGCCGCUGUGCGUUCCCAUUAUUCGCAUUUCGAAAACCGCGACGAACUCGCAGAGAGAGUCUUGAUUGUGGCGACAAUUUUUCAAGGGAUUCAUGGGGUGUUGCCACAAAUGGUCCGGUUGUUUUUUCAGUACUUCCUUCCAAAAUACUUGUACUUUGUCCACAUUUAUAAUGCUCUUGGACUGUCGCUGGAGAGUGUGGUAACGGUGCACGCGCAUUGGAAAGUGUUGAAAGAUAUGAAGAACAGUGUUAUCCCGCAGAGCGCUAAGCCACCGCAACGGGGCUCUACUCACUUCAGCACUCCGUACGAUUGA